Molecule: messenger RNA, 2551 nt
Organism: Microcebus murinus (gray mouse lemur)
Lineage: Eukaryota; Metazoa; Chordata; Mammalia; Primates; Cheirogaleidae
Source: RefSeq, a predicted model, not a curated record
AGCAAGAAGGAGACUGCACCACAGAAACCACGCGGCCCCUGAGGGGCCCCAGCUCUGCAGGGCCUGGCCGCACAGCACCGACCUGGCGCCGGGUGACACCGUGCGCCCGCAGCUGCUGCUCCUCUCUCUGCAGGGCCUGCUUUUGGACAGCCCGAGAAAACACUCUGUAUUCCUUCAUCACGCAGACAAAACAUGCUUACUGUAGGAAGUACUAGAACAAACACUUUGUAAUUGCAUUUAUUUUUAAAAAAGCUCAUUGGUGACACGCUGGUAUAUGGACUUGCAGUCGUUGUUCUCUAUGUACACACUUCUCUUAUUUAUUCUAAACGAGGCAACAUAUUAUCAUAUUUCUCAUCUCCUUUUUAGACUAAGUGACGUGUUCUGGCCGUGUCACUCCCAGCGGCAGCUCAGCGCCGCACUUACGGAAACGCACGUGCUUCCUGUGCGUGCUGAGUCCCUCGGAUCCAGGGCGUCGGGACAGGUGUUCACAGGGCAGGUUCCGCAGCCAACCGCCCGGUCGUCUCUGAAUGGCGGCAGAGCUACGGACAGAUGUGACCCGGGAGGCCUGGCCCAGCCGGGGCUCUCGGAAGGUUUCCCCCGCCCCCAGCUGGGAGAUGCACAGGACGCAGCCAGGCAGCCGGGUGGCGAGGGUGACCACUGGGUUCCAGCAAGAAGCCGCCUCUGGCUGAUGGUGAGCAGCAGUGACCCGUCCAGUCUGCCUGCCGUGGGGACUGGCCUGGCAGGAGGCUGGGGUGGGGACGGUGGACCUGACUGUGGUGUGGAGAGACCCGGAAGGCCGAGAAGAGGAGGGACCAGGAAGAGGAAGCUCUGGAAGAGAAGGUUUGGAACGAGUUUGACAGCCGUCGAGAAGCAAGAGAAAAGGAUGAGAGGUCAGGGACACGGGGGAGGGUGGGUCACUGCUGGAUGGAGUCAGGUAGAGGAGGGGCUCCCACAGGCCACGCGGGAUGGAGAGCAGGGGACGUGGCUCCUGGGGCGGCAGCAAGACUUAUGCAGAGGACACUGCAGACCCAGGACUGUGGCGUGGUGGGUCAUGGGGAUGGCAGCCAGGCCAGGCGGGGAGGGCGGGAGACUGGCCUGUCCAGCUGGCAGCAGAGAAGGAGCGGUGGGCCCAGCGGCCAGAAUACGUCUCGAGUCAGCCUCUCACGUUUGUAUUUUGGAGAUGCUGAGAGAUGCUCUGGAGCAGAAGCGGGAGCGGCGCGUGGACCGCUCACGGCGGCCCGUGAGUUGGAACCUGAGCCCCGCUCUCCACUCUCCGCCUGGGCGGCCGUCUGUGCCGCCGCUGCCUGGAGGCCGGGCUCUGAGGGCAGUGGGCAGAGAAGCGUGGGCUGCGGGCCAGCUGACCUGGUGGAAAAGGCCCGACACUCGUCAUGAGUGACAGCGGCGGGGCGCCCCUUCCGUCACUGCAGACGCUCUUGGUGCCGCGCCCCUGCAGCGCACGCUGACGCCUCCUGGCCCGAGCCGGCGCCGAGACUCUUGGGCAGCAUGGGACUCUGUGCUGCGAUUAUUAACAUUUAUUUGAAAAUAAACAUUGUCAAUAAAGAGUAUUAGGAAAAACGUUCAGCAUUGGUUUUUCCAAACAUUAUGUGUACUUUUUAAAAAGCCAAAAAAACUCCUGUUUCAGACCAUUCCAGGACCCGGGUAAUUAUGGUGAUAACGGUGGUGAACCGAACGAGCCGCUGAGAUUUCCUGUGAAUCCAGCUGGACUAAUCACGGCCCCACGAACACCCGGAUCACCACAGAGCUGGGAGGUGACCCUGCGUCACUGCCCCGUGCGCAGACAGGGCUGGGCUUCCGGGCCGAGGCGGGUCGCCGGAGCCGCCUCACGAGGCAGAUUCCACGGCUGUGGCCCUGGAGCGCCAGACCGCGCAGGCCGGGCGCCUGGAACACCUGACGCCUGGCGACCGUGAGACCUUAUAGAGUCCUUAGGGUACAACGUGUAACCGCGACAACACCAGGUUGUCAUUCUGCUGCCACCUGCUACUAAUCCUGCACUUUCUGUGUGCAAAAAAUCUGAGCGCAAACCGGGUUUUCCUAAUGAAAUGUUCACGGUGACUUGCAAGAUCUGUGCAAAGGCACUGCAGCUUCACCCGACAAAGUCACUUCCUUCCCUGUUUUCUGCAGCCCUGACACUCUCCACUCUCCGGCCUGGCGUCUUUGCUCACGUGCCCGGGGAGGAUCGCAGACAGCAGGGGAGCCUGGCGCGGCGUGAGCUCCAGGAACCACUCCUGAGGGCCGUGCCGCAGCCGGCAUUGAUACGGAGCAGGGAAUACAGCUGUUGUUUCUAAACACUCUCUCUUCCUUCCUAUUCUUCCUGUUGGUUUAUAUUUUUAAAAGGCAGAAAGGACACGGAGGCCAGUCAGGAAGGCCAGUUCUGUGCUUGCGCUGCCACGAGGGCCCAGCGGACACGGCUGGGCCUGACGGAGUCCUCUGACCGACAGUCCCCAGCUGAAGCCCGUGGGCCAUGGGUGGAGAAAACUCACCCUGGCUCACGGACUAGGUGGAGGGAUCUGAACAGCUAUGCAGUCUGUGA